Molecule: messenger RNA, 346 nt
Organism: Meira miltonrushii
Lineage: Eukaryota; Fungi; Basidiomycota; Exobasidiomycetes; Exobasidiales; Brachybasidiaceae
Exons: 1
Coding region: 84-296 (70 amino acids)
Source: RefSeq, a predicted model, not a curated record
AACGAACAGGGCGAUAGACCAUUACUCAACCGUUGUACUUUUAGUCAAUGUACUUUAUGGCAUGCAUUCCGUCUUGAUCAGACAUGCUCAUGGCCACACUUGCUCAUGGCCACACUCACUCAUGGCCACACUCACUCAUGGCCACACUCACUCAUGGCCACACUCACUCAUGGCCACACUCACUCAUAGCCACACUCACUCAUGGCCUCACUCACUCAUGGCCUCACUCACUCAUGGCCACACUCACUCAUGGCCACACUACCUCAUGGCCACACACACUUAUGAUCGUGUCAUAGACAUCCGAUCCCUUAACUAAGUUCUCACAACGCACUCAUUUUGCCCAUCC